AUGAAGAGAGGCGGCUCGGGUAAUCGCGAUGAUGAUUUGCUGCGAUCGUUCCUGCCACAAUCAUUUGGUGCCAAGAAGCAGAAGUUGGAUGUGAGCGAAAAGUUGAACGAGACCAAGCGCACCAAGAGGGUUACCCUCGUCCGCAAACGUAAAAUCACAGACGAAGAUGCAGAUGGAACCGAGGAACAGACCAGCGAAUCGGGCAUCUCCGUCUCGGAAGCCAGCAAGGCCAUCAUCACAGAUGAAGGCCAGUCGCUGCUGGGCAAGAAAGGGUACGUCGUGAUCGGGCCGCCCAAGCCCAAGACCCGCAUCGUGGAGGAGAUCGAGGAGGUGGAAGUCGAGGAGGAGGAUACCGAGACCAGCGAGUACGACAAGUUGCUGCCCGUUUCGCACGAAAUCAAGCUCAAGGGCCACACCAAGGCGAUCACUGCGCUGGCACUGGAUACGGGCGGUGCGCGUCUGCUGACGGGUUCGAACGACUACAUGGUGCGAUUCUGGGACUUUGCGGGCAUGGACAGCGCGCACCGCUCCUUCCGCGACGUGGAGCCACACUCGGGCCAUCAGGUGCGUUCGCUGUCCUACUCCAUCAACGGCGACCAGUUCCUCGUCACCACCGGCAACGCCAAGGCCAAGAUCUACUCGCGAGAUGGACAUGAAAUUGCGGAGUGUGCGAGGGGAGACAUGUACCUGCUGGACAUGGGCAACACGAAAGGCCACGUCGCUGCGCUGACACAGGGAGUGUGGCACCCGACGGAUCCCAACACCUUCAUGACGUCCGCGGCCGACAGCACGGUCCGACUCUGGGACGCCAACGACGUAACCAAGCAAAAGACGGUCAUCAAAUUCAGGGACGCCAGGAACACCACCCGCCUGCCAGUCUCCGGAUGCACCUUCUCGCCUGACGGUUCCCUCAUCGCCGGCGGUGGUGAGGAUGGCUCGGUUUGGAUCUGGCCGACCAAGGGGCCCUACGCGCGGCCCAAGCAGAUGCUCCGCAACGCUCACGGCGGGGAUAUCUCGUGCCUCACGUUCUCCAAGGACGGAUACACGCUUCUCACGCGCGCGCAAGACGAUACCGUCAAGGUUUGGGACACGAGGAACUUGAAGCAGGCGGUCAACACGAUGUCUGAUCUGGUGAGCUUCGGCAACACGGAUGUCAUCUUCAGCCCCGACGAACAGUUCAUCGUCACCGGCACGAGCGUGAAGAAGGGCGAGGGCACCGCCUCCCUGGUCUUCUUCGACCGGAAGACGGGCGAGAAAGUGCGACAAAUUGCCGUUGCUGGUGGCAGCGUGAACCGUCUGCUCUGGCACCCGAAGCUCAACCAAAUCAUUGCGGGCUGCGGAGAUGCGGUGGCGCGCGUGUACUACGAUCCCAUGCGGAGCACCAACGGCGCGCUGCUGUCGGUGUACAAGCAGAAGCGGAGGAAGGACCCGUCGGACAGCAUCCAACACUUUGCCAUCCACACGCCGCACGCGCUGCCCAUGUUUAAGGACCAACCGUCGGCCAAGAAGCAGAGGCUCAAGGACAGGCAGGACCCCGUCAAGUCCCGCAAGCCAGACCUUCCCCUCAACGGCCCCGGCCACGCAGGCCAUGUGGGAAGCUCGUUGACGCACCACAUGAUGAAGACGCUGAUCAAGAAGACGGAGAGGGAGGUCGACCCGCGCGAGGCCAUCCUCAAGUACGCGCAGGAGGCCGAGGCCGAUCCCUACUGGUUCCGGGCCUACAAGGACACCCAGCCGGCCCCCAUCUUCAACCACGAGGCCCUCAGGCAGGAGGCCGAGGAGGAGAAGAAGAAGGCCGAAGAGGCCGAGAAGAAGAAGCGACGAGGCUAG
Acanthamoeba castellanii str. Neff is the source of this 1830-nucleotide messenger RNA. Its product is annotated as WD repeat domain 70, putative. Gene Ontology annotation, molecular function: protein binding. NCBI's taxonomy places the organism in Eukaryota, Discosea, Longamoebia, Acanthamoebidae. The record is from RefSeq and is a predicted model, not a curated record. The transcript is spliced from 9 exons. Gene Ontology annotation, biological process: regulation of DNA double-strand break processing. The coding region runs from base 1 to 1830 and encodes 609 amino acids. Gene Ontology annotation, cellular component: site of double-strand break; nucleus.